UUACGUGGCUGCUGAGGUGGUUUAGUCUUUCACUUUUAAAGUGUGACAUAUUUAAAACUGAUUAGUUUGAAUUAUACUUGUAAAGAAACACCAUGGUGAAAAAAGCACUCAUCACUUUUUUCAUGGCUAUGUCCUGUAGCCUUUGUUUGGGUUGUUCAAAUCCAGAAAUUAUUUCUACAUCUUUCACAACGUUGGAUGCUACAAUUGUUAGAAAUAUCGCUUAUAUUGCCGACUUUUCUGUUAAAUGUAAAUCUGGGAAUAUUGGAAACCUAUAUGCCGCUUUCGAUGGACAGAUUGGACCAGUAUCUAUAGUUGGAAACAAUAGAUUCCAAGUAAGUUGGACUGAAGAAUCAAAAUCUGCUAAAUCUGGUGAACGUGUAAUUAGAUUAUUUGAUGAAGAUGGUUAUACAGCGUUUAGGAAAGCUAUUCGCGCUAAAGAAGAUACUUCAAAUGUUCAAUCUUUUGCCAAUGUUGUAGUGAACCACCCAGGAGCUUAUAAUGGUCCUUGGUUAAAAUCAGAAUUCAUUGCUACCAUGGUUUCUUUAACAGUAGCUUACAUUGCUGUUGCAUCCAGAGCAAAAUUAGUUAUGUGAUCAAAAACUAUUCCACAUUUCCUUGUUGAAUUAAUUUAUACUGAAAAAUUUGGGCACAGAGUGCUUUGUAAAGUGAAUUUUUUUUUUAAUAAAAUUGUUGAACCCA
Messenger RNA from Diorhabda carinulata, 699 nucleotides. RefSeq names its product translocon-associated protein subunit delta-like. The coding region runs from base 93 to 593 and encodes 166 amino acids. Gene Ontology annotation, cellular component: membrane; endomembrane system; endoplasmic reticulum. The record is from RefSeq and is a predicted model, not a curated record. The transcript has 2 exons. NCBI's taxonomy places the organism in Eukaryota, Metazoa, Arthropoda, Insecta, Coleoptera, Chrysomelidae.